Messenger RNA from Sitodiplosis mosellana (orange wheat blossom midge), 954 nucleotides. Its product is annotated as chymotrypsin-1-like. Gene Ontology annotation, biological process: proteolysis. NCBI's taxonomy places the organism in Eukaryota, Metazoa, Arthropoda, Insecta, Diptera, Cecidomyiidae. The transcript has 6 exons. The record is from RefSeq and is a predicted model, not a curated record. Gene Ontology annotation, molecular function: serine-type endopeptidase activity. Bases 76 to 852 code for a protein of 258 amino acids.
UUGUUCAAAUGGUUCGUAUGGCACAUUUUAGUUUUCCAUAAGCUAACAGGUGAAUUAAAAGCUACAGUUGCGAAAAUGAAGUUGAUAUUAGUGGUGCUGUGUUGCGUUUUGCAGACAAUAGCCGGGAAACACAUUAGCUCUGAACCAAUUUUGUUCCCACCGCAAUCGUCAUUAACCAGAAUUGUUGGAGGCGUCGAUGCUGAGGAUGGUGCAGCCCCGUUCCAAUGCUCGUUGCAAUUGAAUGAAACACACUUCUGUGGAUGUGCUAUCAUUUCGGAUAAAUGGGUUGUCACCGCUGCCCAUUGUGUUGUUGGUGAAACAGCAGAAAAUCUGGAAGUCUACGUUGGAUCGAAUGACUGGAAAAUUGGUGGGACUUCGUACAGAGUUGCGGAAAUCAUAGUUCAUGAGGAACUUUCGUCCUUUUUUGCUAAUGACAUUGCCGUGAUUCGUGUGCAAGGAUCAAUUACAUUGAACGAUAAAGUCCAAACAAUCGAAUACUCAUCCGAAGAAGUACCCGAUGGUGCCGUUCUCCAACUGACUGGAUGGGGUCGAUUGCAAGCCGGCGGAGUAACGCCACAACACUUGCAAAUCAUUAAAUUGAAUGCGGUCCAAACUGAAAAAUGUAGAGAAAUCUAUAGUUCGAGUGCACCCGUUCAUGACUCCCACAUUUGUACAUUGAACAAAGUUGGUGAAGGUGCUUGCAAUGGUGACUCGGGUGGUCCACUUGUUUACAACAACAAAUUAGUUGGAAUCGUUAGCUGGGGAGCACCAUGUGCCAUAGGCAAGCCAGAUGUUUUCGCAAAGGUCGCCUUCCUGUUCAAUUGGAUUAAGAACAAUACUGUAUCAAACUGAAAUCCCUUGAGUUAAUUGUGAUUUUCCUUGAAGUCAUUGAAAUGAACUAAAAUAACACAUUUGAUUUAAAUAAAGACUUUUUCAUUCUGAAUUAAAUGAAAA